This is a messenger RNA of Cherax quadricarinatus, 3073 nucleotides long. NCBI's taxonomy places the organism in Eukaryota, Metazoa, Arthropoda, Malacostraca, Decapoda, Parastacidae. The record is from RefSeq and is a predicted model, not a curated record.
AAGCAGUAGGAAGCCACGUCUGGUGUUGUACACACGGCGUGGCUUAACUCUGGCUCUGGAGCAGUGAUGAGUGCCACCAUGUGUGUGUUGCUGGCACUGUGGGUCCACGGUUCCCUGGGAACCGCCAGCAGUGCCACCCCAUACCCAGGUACUACCCCACCUCCUCAGGUUACCGUGGCAGUGAAGGUCUUGAGGCAGAAUACCACAGCGGAGACCAGUAAUAAGAGUUCUUCAUUGGGCACUGUGCCCCACGAGGGGCAUACAACCCAGGGUACCACAGAAGUGGCACAGCGGGAGAGCACUCCCUCCAUCACCGUCCCACGAACUACCUCCACCUCCCCGCCUCUGCCCAUUGUCACCAUCACCAGUCGCUUGUUGUAUGAUGGACGGCAGGAGGUGGGCGAGGAGGAUAUGGGCACCAGCAGGUCCCUGGCUCACGACCCAGUGCCCAAGAACCUGCAGUUCGAGGCAGUGCCCGAGGGCGAACCCUACACCACGGACACCACCCACACCACGCCCACACUCCUAGCAUGGGCGGGCGCCCUCAUUACUUCACUCCAGCCAACCCACUUUCCCUUUGAAGUGGUUCGUGCAGCCUGGGAGAGACGCGUCACUGUCACACAACUCAUUUGGGAGUGUGUGGAGGCGGAGCCAGGGAUGGCAGCGUGUGUGGGCGUGGGAGUAGGCCUGAGUGUGGGCGUGCCUGUGGUGGGUAUGGUGGUGUGCUGCUGUCGCCUGUGUGGGCGGUGUGGUGGCAGUCUGAGGCACCACAACAACAAUGUCUCCUGCUUCCACUGCCACAGGAGGGCGCUCACUCUGGCUCUUUCCACUAUAUCCUGCCUCCUGCUAUCUUUGAGGACAGUUGUGUUACAGAGUUCUGAACGUCGCUCAGACCUCUACAACCCAUUCUCAGAGAUCAUGCGAAGUAUACUCAGAUGUGUUCUUUUGUAUCAGUUCAAGCAGAGGAGGGGCAAAGAGGAUGUCUUGGGGAGGGGAAAUGUGGAGUAUCUGUUGUUAUCUUGUCAUGUUGCAGAUGUGGAGUAUCUGUUGUUAUCUUGUCAUGUUGCAGAUGUGGAGUACCUGCUGGGUCGACCUCUGCAACGAGAGUUGGCUGGUGAAGCGCAGAUAGAAGUGGCUCUGGAUUCACUACUACACAUUAGCAGUGGUCUGCGGGAUAUAGCAGGCCGCAUGCGGGCGCUGGAGGAGUCAAGGUCGCAGGCGGCAGCCAGGGCUGAAGAGAUGUUGGAGUAUCUGUUGUUAUCUUGUCAUGUUGCAGAUGUGGAGUAUCUGUUGUUAUCUUGUCAUGUUGCAGAUGUGGAGUACCUGCUGGGUCGACCUCUGCAACGAGAGUUGGCUGGUGAAGCGCAGAUAGAAGUGGCUCUGAUUCACUACUACACAUUAGCAAUAGCUGGUGUUGUUGUGGGCUUGUCGUUAGUGUGGGUGUUGAUGACUGUGGGGGUGUGCUGUGGGUGCUGUGCCUACACAGCGGACCAUCAUCCCACAGAGAGGUCCUGUGUCUCUCACUUGGCUGGCAAGACACUCAUUGCGUCAGUAUUCUUCAUGUUCGUGCUGUCUGGUGUACUGUGGAUGGCGGUGGUGGCGGCAUUAUUGGUGGGCGUACAUGCUCAUGCCUUUAUAUGUCGACCACUGUACGAGGAGCCUCACUUCCCUACCCUCACCCACCUGCUGGAUCACUCUGGCAUGGUCUAUCCUGAUGUUCCCAUCCUCAGCAACGUCCUCCAUCCCGGCCGUAAUGUUCACCUCAGCAUCGGUCACGUCCUCAGUGGGUGUAAGGAAGGGCGGGCGGCGUACCAGGUGUUCCAGCUUCGUCACUACUUCGAUGUUGAGCGUGAAGUGGACCACCUCACCACCCUCGAUCUCCGCCACACCCUGGCUGCCUUCAGCGUCAACCUCUCCCAGAUGGAGUUCCUCUCACCCGAGGCCGAGGCUCAUCUCAACGACUUUCUCCGCUCCAUUAAGAUGGACCUGGAGCCUUACAGGAGAGAGGUGAGUGUCAGAGUCCAGCACGGAAUGAUUGUAACUGUAUUCCAGGGGAAUAUAGGUUUUCUAGUAUGCUUUCGAUUUUCAUUUUGUGUUACUUGCCAGUUGUGUAAUGUUUGUGUGCAGGAGGACCUGACUUACCACGUUGCUACACUAGACAUGGAGGUCACACCUCUCCAGCGACAGAUCAACCAGAGUGCUGGUCACCUCCGUACCAUCCAGUAUUUUAUCCACAACCACGGUUCUUCUCUGGCUGCUGCGAAUGUGUUGUGGGUGUCGGCCAGCUGGUGCCUGCUGUUGUUCCUGCCAGCCGUCUGUGUGAGUCUCUCUCUCUCUCGCUACUUCCUCCGCCUCCAGUAUGAUGCUCAUGCACUGCCUCUACACUCAGAUGUGUCGCCACGAGGCUCUACCAUCAAUCUGCAGUCUGAGUCGUCUGCUGCCAUGUGGGGCCCCAAGCAGAGCACCAGCAGCAGAGCUCAGCACCAGUCAUUGACAAGUCACCACCAGAAUGGGGUAGCUGAAGCACGGGCGUGGGCUACAGCCAGGUGCUGGCAUCUCUGCAUGUGUCUGACAAAGAAAGAGAGCAUACUUGCUUUCAGGGCUGAGGUCAGUGAGGGACCUGAAGGGGCUGUGGGUGUGAGAGUGCCACCACAGAGGCAGGCAAGGUUCCGCCCCGGCCCUGACCUGGAGGACAUGCUGGCGCAGGCGCAGGUCACUGCAUGGCGGGACGCAUGGCUGGCCGGGGCCACAUUCGUCACUCUGGAGAUGGUGGCCAGACAUGUGCAGAGGUCACUUUCGUGGGUCCGCCAUCACUGGAAUGACAACUCGCGCUCCCUGGCUGCCUCCCUCCGUGUACCCCAAAGUGACGCUGCGCGCUACAGGGAACCCAGGUCCACCACCUCUAACUGCCACCGUUACUACGUCUGCGGGGACUGUUGUGAAAGUUCAGACUCCCUGUGAGCUAAGUACUCUCUACUGCCAACACACCCAGCACACGGUACGCCCACGCCACGCCCACCCUAAACAUCUCAAGAUCAUAUAUACCACCUCUAAGCUGUGACCGAAUCUGUAA